AAAGUUUCACGCGCUUAAUGAACGACAGAUCCCACGCUGAUUAUGGUUUGGUAUUUCAUUACAUUACACUUUACUCUUCUAAUUUCUUAUUUAUACACAGUUUGAUUCCACUUACAGUUCCAACACGCUCACCAUUAUCACUCUAAACUUUGUUCCAAUGGCGACUCCAAGAUUCGGUUAUGAUGUGUUCCUCAGCUUUAGAGGGGAAGACACGCGAUAUGGUUUUACUGGCAAUCUCUACAAAGCUCUCUGUAACAGAGGAAUUCACACUUUCAUCGAUGAUGAGGAGCUUCAGAGCGGGGAGGAAAUCACACCAGCACUUCAGAAAUCAAUUGAAGAAUCUAGGAUUGCCAUAGUUGUGCUCUCUCAAAACUAUGCUUCUUCCUCCUUCUGCUUGGAUGAACUCGCAACCAUCCAUUACUGCCACACCCAAGGACAGUUGGUUUUACCGGUCUUCUAUAAGGUUCAACCUUCUGAUGUCAGACACCAGAAAGGUGGUUAUGGAGAAGCAUUAACUAAGCAUCAGAGAAGGUUCAAAGAUAAGGAAAAGUUGCAGAAAUGGAAGAUGGCUCUGCGUCAAGUAGCUGAUUUGUCUGGCUAUCAUUUCAAAGACGGUGAUGGAUACGAAUACAAGUUUAUUGAGAGUGUUGUUGACCGGGUCUGCCACAAGAUUAAUCCUGCUCGUUUACAUGUUGCGGAUUACCCUGUUGGACUAGGGCCACAAGUGCUAGAAGUAAGAAAGCUUCUAAACGUUGAAUGUGGUGAUGGAUUCCACAUGAUAGGGAUCCAUGGAAUGGGUGGCGUAGGAAAAACAACCCUUGCUUUAGCAGUUCAUAAUUUGAUUGCUGACCGUUUUGAUGGUUGUUGUUUUCUUCAAAACGUGAGAGAGAAAUCAAAAAAGCAUGGGCUGGAACACCUCCAAAGCAUUCUUCUUUCGAACAUACUUGGGGCGAAGGACAUCAACUUAACAAGUGAGCAUCAAGGAAUUUCAAUGAUACAAAGAAGGAAACCAAAGAAGGUUCUGUUGAUUCUUGAUGACGUUGAUAGGUGUGAGCAGUUACAGGCACUGGUUGGAAGCCCCGAUUGGUUUGGUCCCGGCAGCAGGGUCAUCAUCACAACUCGAGAUAUACAAUUGCUUGCAUCUCAUCAGGUCAAAAGAACGUAUAGUGUCAAGACAUUGAACAAAGAUGAUGCUCUUCAGUUGCUUACAUGGAAAGCUUUCAAAACGGAACAGGUUGAUCCAAGUUACAUGGAGGUGUUGAAUGAUGUAGUAACUUAUGCUUCUGGCCUUCCAUUGGCUUUGGAAGUAAUUGGUUCCAACCUGUUUGAAAAAAGUGUGGAAGAGUGGAAAUCUGCUAUCAAUCAAUAUAAAAGAAUUCCUAACAAUCAAAUCCUAGAGAUUCUUAAAGUAAGCUUCGAUGCUUUGGAGGAAGAAGAGAAGUGUGUUUUUCUUGACAUUGCUUGUUGCUUCCAAGGAUAUGAAUUGACAGAGGUUGAGGUUAUGCUUCGUGCUCUCUACGAUGACUGCAUGAAAUAUCAUAUUGGGGUGCUGGUUCAAAAAUCUCUCAUUAAGAUUUAUUACUCUGGUACAAUUGUAAUGCAUGAUUUAAUUGGGGACAUGGGUAGACAAAUUGACCGGAGAGAAUCAUCGAAAAAGCCAGGAAAGGGCAGGAGAUUAUGGUUACUUAAAGAUAUAAUUCAAGUUUUAAGGGACAACACAGGAACUAGCGAAACUGAAAUCAUAUGCCUGGAUUUGUCUAUAUCUGAGAAAGAAGAAACGCUAGAAUGGAAUGCCAACGCCUUCAGAAGGAUGAAAAACCUUAAAAUACUUAUCAUUCGAAAUGGUAAAUUUUGCAAAGGUCCCAAUUAUUUUCCAGAAAGUUUGAGAAUACUGGAAUGGCAUGGAUACCCUUCAAAUUGUUUACCAUCAAAUUUUCAUUCCAACAAACUCGUGACAUGCAAGUUGCCUAACAGUCCUUUUACGUCAUUUGGGUUCCAUGGUUCAUCAAAGAAGUUCGAGAAUUUAACCGAGUUGAAUUUUGACAAUUGCCAACUUUUAACACGGAUGCCUGACCUAUCUGAUCUCCCAAAUCUGGAGAAACUUUCAUUUGAACGGUGUGAGAGUUUAAUUGCACUUGACGACUCAAUUGGUUUUCUGAAUAAACUUAAAAUAUUGAAAGCUCAACGUUGCACAAAACUUCGGAGAUUUCCACCUCUCAACUUGCCCUCUCUUGAAGUACUUCAUUUUCCAUAUUGUUACAGUCUUGAGAAUUUUCCAGAAAUAUUAGGAAAGAUGGGAAACAUAAGAGAACUUUAUUUGCUUAACCUCGCCAUAAAAGAGUUGCCAGUUUCAUUUCAAAAUCUUACCGGACUCCAUGAGUUAUACGCGGCAUGUGAUUUUCUUCAGUUAAAUAGCAGUGCCUUGAUGUCUUCGUUGACUACCUUUUACGCUUCUCGAUGCAAGGAGUGGAAAUGGAUAAAUUCAAAAGAUGGUGAAGAAGUGGGCUCAACGUUAUCUUCGAAUCUACGUUCGUUUGAUUUUGAGCUUUGUGACCUGAAUGAUGAUAUUUUUUCAGCAGGUUUUACGCAGUUGACCACAGUUACGUAUUUAAACCUAUCGUACACUAAUAUCACAUUCCUUCCUGAGUGCAUCAAAGAAUUUCAGCACCUGGAUGAUCUUGAGGUGAGUUAUUGCAAGUAUCUACAGGAAAUAAGAGGGCUUCCACCAAACUUGAGAGAGUUCAGGGCGAUAGACUGUAGAUCAUUGACUUCCUCGAGUUCAAGCAUGUUGUUAAAUCAGCAACUUCACGAGGCUGGAAAGACUAAAUUUGUGCUUCCAGGAGGAUGUAUUCCCGAGUGGUUGGAGAAAGAAAGCAGGGGACCUUCAAUUUCUUUCUGGUUUCGUAAUCAAUUCCCUCCCAAAGUUUUUUGUUUCCUUAUUGGAUCUGUACGGGAUGAUACCCACUUUUACUUCAUUAGACCCGUGGUGUUAAUCAACGGCAAAGUUCAAGAAUAUAAAGCUGGUUAUCAUACGGAUGUGAUAAUGCCAGAAUUGGAUCAUAUGCAGCUCUUUGAUCUACAUGUGUUACCGUUCCGUUAUAAACUGAUGAAAAUGGCUUCAGAAAAGGAGUGGAAGCAUGUGGAGGUUACAUACGAAGGUUUGUUUGAUACCUCACUCAUCAAAGCAAUGGGAAUCCAUGUAUUCAAAUCCAAAAGAGGAGGCAUGAAGGACAUUAGAUAUGAUGAUCCUUAUACCACCACAAAAGUCUGCCCAUGCAACUUCUUUAUACCUUUUCUUCCUUUCUUUUUUCGCUUUUUGUUUGCUCUCAUUUUAUUUAUUAGUCUCAUGGCCUAUCCAACCUAACUAUGACAACUUUCUUUGGGUUUAUAUUGUAUAAAAUAUGUUUGAAAUCA
Messenger RNA from Vigna unguiculata (cowpea), 3414 nucleotides. RefSeq names its product disease resistance protein Roq1-like. Gene Ontology annotation, molecular function: ADP binding. Gene Ontology annotation, biological process: defense response; signal transduction. NCBI's taxonomy places the organism in Eukaryota, Viridiplantae, Streptophyta, Magnoliopsida, Fabales, Fabaceae. The record is from RefSeq and is a predicted model, not a curated record.